Molecule: messenger RNA, 336 nt
Organism: Phytophthora nicotianae INRA-310
Lineage: Eukaryota; Oomycota; Peronosporomycetes; Peronosporales; Peronosporaceae
Exons: 2
Coding region: 1-336 (111 amino acids)
Source: RefSeq, a predicted model, not a curated record
AUGGUACAGGGUGUAAACAAUUUCGGUGCCAAGAUCCUGUUGGACUGUGGUGCCACAACCGUAUACGUGUCUCGUGGGUUCGUCAAGAAGCAUGAGCUGAAGACACACGCUUACACGGACCGGACUAUCAAAGUGAAGCUCGGCGACAACAAGAUUGGCGAGUCUAUCCUAGAGUUGGUAAAGAUCGAGAUUCUACUCCAGGGUGUCCCAAAUUACCAGUGUAUAGCAGUUGUCUUCGACAUUCCCGAGGAGUUUGACUGUGUUCUCGGGAUGCCAUUCUUUGUGGAUGUACAUCCGGAUAUCGACUGGAAGAAUCGAUGCUUCAAGUCUGGUUAA